UGUCGACUUGCCUCAUAUUGUGAGAAUGCCUCUCGUUGCGUUGUUGCCUGCCUGUACAUGAGUUACAUGAAAUCUUCUCAGGACUUCUUAGACUCUACCAAAGGCUACUCUGAUGGGCAGUGAUGGAGUAUGAAUGAAAGCGUUUGUUUAAGGGAAGGACCCAGAUACCACGAGCCACAAGUCAUGCCUGUGUUGUGAAGAAGUGUGUGACUGUGUGUGUGAUCUUAUGGUGCAACCAUGGCAAGAGCAGCACUGACUAAACUUCUGGUCCUCGUGAUCCUCACCUUUAUCAUCUGUCUCCCAGAAUUCUUCUCCUUAUACAGAGAAUCCAAAGUUAACUUCCUCUGUCUGCCCUACCGACCCUGUAAACGAGGCAAUCAGGGGAAGAAGGGGGAGAAUGGGAAGAUCGGGGACUCUGACAUUGAGAGAACGGACAUGUGUGACCCUUAUCAGACUGGAGAAUGGGAAAAGUGGGAGCAGGCCUGCACAGAGGGGAAUCACAGCCACAUGACAGAUCCUGCAUCAGACUCCAGGAGAAGCAGCAAUGAUUCAGAAAAGAGCUGGUUCAUGUGUCAGACAGAUACUGACAUGGCAAAGUUUCAUCAUAACAUCUCAUUUUCAGGCAGAGCACUAAAUGUACAUCUGGAGGUGUCAGUAGAGCUUCAACUCGAUGAUGCAGAUACCCUGAAUCUUACCUUGUAUGGGCACAGUAAUUACAGCUUCUUGGACCUCCACCCACCUGAGGAGCAGGGGGAAGAGGAGGGUGAAAAGGGUGGCGAAGGACAGAAGGCAUUUUACUGCUGUCUUCCCGUCCUGCCUGCCUCUGAGUCAGCCAAUCCAAGCCGCUGUCUCCUUUGGUUCGCCAAUCAAACUGUUUCGAUCGCAACAGCAAAGGAAAAGCUGCCAUGGAAACGGACACAGAAAGGUGAGUGGCGGUGUAUAGUCAGGGUGCUCUGGCUGGCUCUGCUGUGUGUGGUGCUCCUGACUGUAGUUACAACUGUGCUCGGGCAAAUCUACUUGAAACACUCAUGCAAAAAGCCCAUGGUGUCCCCCGUGAACAGCAUCACUGGUCAGCAGUUACAUGUAGAUGGAGAGAAGCACACAGAAAUCAUCACCCCCAGAGGUGCAGUCCUUCACUUCUAUCGGUCCCGGCCUUGGUCAGAACUGUCACCCAUUCAAGAAUGUAAAUCUCAAGAGGACAUAGAAACUCUGCUGGAUGGAAGCGCCGACCACUGCCAUGCUGCAAAUCUGCAUCAUCGUGGCCAUCCAUCCACCUCGUCCAUCACAGAGGAGGAGCAAGAGGAGAAGAGCACAGAAAUGGACAUAUAGUGAAAAAGUAAAAUGACUGCUUCACUUACUAGCUGCCUUUAUGUUGAAAAUAUAACAUCUGAGACACAAGAAAAUGGUUAAAACAUAUUUAUUUUCAACGUCUCAUCCUCAAACAGUCUCAGGGCGCUUUAUCAGAAGGCAGGCUUAACACAUUAGUAAACUGUCAAAAGUUAAACAACUUGGCCUCCAAACAUUUUCCAACUCGCAUUACAAAUCAUUUUGUAUUCUACGGAAGAAGCACAGAUAAACAGCCUUCCUCCAUCUGGCUAUAGCUGAAAGGAGCCAAACCAUUACGGCAGGAAUGACUAAUAUUUUCUUUGCUUAAUGGCUUUCUUGUCAGUAUUAGUGCAUCUCUAAAAGGGGAGAGGGGAGAAGUAAAGAAGGGAAAGAGAGCACUUCUUCACAUCUUACAGAGGUCUGAAUAACUGUGGGCUGGAAGCUAAGAGUCAAUCUAACACUGGAUAUUAAAAAACAGAUGCACUGUGAGCACCUCAGGAUUGCUGCUGAAACUCCACAGGUGGUCAAAGAAAAGGGGGGAAAAAUAAAAGUGGAAAAUUGAUGAUAUAUUUUACUCUGGGGAUCAAGAAGUGUAUAAAUCCAGAGAUCCUGGCCAAACAAUAUUAAAAGCCUUUAUUCAAGAGGGCAAGAGAAAAUUAAAACACACCGACAUGCUUUGGCUAAUGCCUGCUUCAAGUUGAGAAAUAUGAUUUUUUCUUUUUCCUAAAAUGUCAAACUGUUCUUUAAAGUACAGCAGCCCAACUAAACAAAAUCAGAGAUGAAUUCACCUACACUCUUUAAUGUACACAAGAAGCGAGAAGGAGAACGAAAUGUUUUCUCAUUCAAAGUAUGAAGAUCUGUUUUUUCUUUCAAAUCAAACUGGAUAAAAGUGAAAUAUAAGGUAGUGUUGCUUUAUAUAAUUUAACAAAACAAAACAAAAAAGAGAAGCAAAAAUUGUGGUGUAUCAUCAUCACUAAUACUGGCAUUUAGUCUCAAACCAGAAUAAAAUUCAGUAAAACAGA
This is a messenger RNA of Toxotes jaculatrix (banded archerfish), 2348 nucleotides long. RefSeq lists its product as uncharacterized. The record is from RefSeq and is a predicted model, not a curated record. The transcript is spliced from 10 exons. NCBI's taxonomy places the organism in Eukaryota, Metazoa, Chordata, Actinopteri, Toxotidae. Bases 238 to 1329 code for a protein of 363 amino acids.